CUCAGAGCACUGCGACACAUGUUCAUGUUUGAGGAGAAGCCUGGGAAGCAAAAUAAGAACCAUCUCUCCUCCUCUUCCUCAUGUGUUUACCAUGAAUUUUGAAUGUCAAUGUUUGCAGAAUUCCUAGAACUUGAAGAUAACACAGGAAUAUGAAAGAAACCUAAGACUUGAAAAGAUUAUAAAGGAACAUAUGGUUUUUGUUUGCAACUACUUUUUCUUCUGAAGGACACCAGUUAGAAUCAAAAGAGCAGAAUGAAUUGUUGCUUCUUGCUACCUUUUAUCUUGGGAAUUCCUCUCAUAUGGCCUUGCUUUACAGCAACAGAAAUCUCUACAACGGAGGAAGUUGAGCACCCCGUGGGUUCUCACUUCCGAGUGAAGCGUGGUUGGAUGUGGAACCAGUUUUUUGUACCAGAGGAAAGGAACGAGACUAAUUAUCACAUUGGCCAGCUAAGAUCUGAUUUAGACAAUGGAAACAACUCUUUCCAGUACAAGCUUUUGGGAGCUGGAGCUGGAAGUAUUUUUGUCAUUGAUGAGAGAACAGGUGACAUAUAUGCCGUCCAGAAGCUUGAUAGAGAGGAACGAUCCCUCUACACUCUAAGAGCCCAGGUAAUAGACAGCACUACUGGAAGGGCUGUGGAACCUGAGUCUGAGUUUGUCAUCAGAGUUUCGGAUAUCAAUGACAAUGAACCAAAAUUCCUAGAUGAACCUUAUGAGGCCAUUGUACCCGAGAUGUCUCCAGAAGGAACAUUAGUCAUCCAAGUGACAGCAAAUGAUGCUGAUGAUCCUUCAAGUGGCAAUAAUGCUCGUCUCCUAUACAGUUUACUACAAGGCCAACCGUAUUUCUCCAUUGAACCAACAACAGGAGUCAUAAGAAUAUCUACUAAAAUGGAUAGAGAACUCCAAGAUGAGUAUUGGGUAAUUAUUCAAGCCAAAGAUAUGAUUGGUCUGCCUGGAGCACUAUCUGGAACAACAAGUGUAUUAAUUAAACUUUCUGAUGUGAAUGACAAUAAACCUAUAUUUAAGGAUCGGUUAUACCGCUUCACUGUUUCUGAAUUGGCACCUGCUGGGACUUCAGUAGGAAAAAUCAUGGCAUAUGAUAAUGACAUUGGAGAGAAUGCAGAAAUGGAUUACAGCAUUGAAGAUGAUUCACAAACAUUUGACAUAAUUACUAAUAAUAAGACGCAAGAAGGAAUAGUUAUAUUAAAAAGGAGGGUGGAUUUUGAGCACCAGAACCAAUAUCGUUUUAGAGCAAAUGUUAAAAACCGCCACGUGGAUGAGAAGCUCAUGGAAUACCAUGUUGAGGCUUCCACCACUUUCAUUAGGGUCCAGGUGGAAGAUGAAGAUGAACCUCCUGUUUUCCUGGUCCCAUAUUACCUGUUUGAAAUCUUCGAAGAAAGCCCACAUGGAUCAUUUGUAGGCAUGGUGUCUGCCAUGGAUCCAGAUCAGAGGAAAUCACCUGUCAGGUAUUCUAUGACCAGAAGCAAAGUGUUCAGUAUUGAUGACAAUGGCACAAUCGUCACAACUAACCCUCUUGAUCGAGAGAUUAGUGCUUGGUACAACCUAAGUAUUACAGCCACAGAAAAAUCUCUAUCUAUAGUCUCUGGCAAGGAAAAGGCACUUGACAAUGUGCAACAAACUUCUGCAGUUCCUGUGUAUGUGCAAGUUCUUAAUAUUAAUGAUCAUGCUCCUGAGUUCUCUGAAUACUAUGACACAUAUGUUUGUGAAAAUGCAGGCUCUGGUCAGGUAAUUCAGACCAUCAGUGCAGUGGAUAGAGAUGAAUCCAUAGAAGAUCACCAUUUUUACUUUAAUCUCUCUAGGGAAGACACAAAGAACUCAAGUUUCAUAAUCAUAGAUAAUGAAGAUAACACAGCUGUAAUUUUGACUAAUAGAACUGGUUUUAGCCUUCAAGAAGAGCCUGUCUUCUAUAUAUCUGUCCUAAUUGCUGACAAUGGAAUCCCAUCACUUACAAGUACAAACACCCUUACCAUACACAUCUGUGACUGCGAUGACCAUGGCAGUACACAGACCUGCAGAAAUAAGGACCUUAUGCUUGCCAUGGGAUUCAGAACAGAAGUCAUACUUGCUAUCUUGAUAAGCGUCAUGAUAAUAUUUGGGUUUAUUUUUUUGAUCCUGGGUCUGAAACAGCGAAGAAAGCAGCCUCUGUUUCCGGAGAAAGGUGAAGAUUUCCGCGAGAAUAUAUUCAGAUACGACGAUGAAGGGGGAGGCGAGGAAGACACGGAGGCUUUUGACAUCGCGGAGCUGAGGAGUAGCACCGUCAUGCGGGAGCGCAAGCCGCGGAGAACCGCCACCGCGGAGAUCAGGAGCCUGUACCGGCAGUCUUUGCAGGUUGGCCCGGAUAGUGCCAUUUUCCGGAAAUUCAUUCUAGAAAAGCUCGAAGAAGCUAACACGGAUCCUUGUGCCCCUCCUUUUGACUCCCUCCAGACCUACGCUUUUGAGGGAACGGGGUCGUUAGCUGGGUCCCUGAGCUCCUUAGGCUCCGCAGCCUCUGAUCAGGAUGAAAAUUACGACUACCUUAACGAGUUGGGACCUCGCUUUAAAAGAUUAGCAUGCAUGUUUGGGUCUGCUAUGCAGUCAAAUAAUUAGGGCUUUGUUAUUAUUUAAAAUUUUAAAAAGGCUAGUAUGUGUUUGGGCACACUGCUAGUCUCUUAGUAAAGAGUUGUGUACUGCAGUUCUCGGGGUGAGGGAGAAAAGUUAUAGCAUCUUCUGAUUUCCUUGGAGUAAAUGCCCUUGGUUUUUCAAGCUACCCACAUGUUGUCCCCGAAUGCAGAUGUGGAGUGAUGCUAGCAGUCAGCUCUCAUGUGCCAAUGCAGGCCAACUGUGGCAUGUAACUGAAGUACUCCUCUGGCAUUUUUUUCACUAUUUUCACUACCAUCCAAUACAAAGUUUUGAAUGUUUAAUGUGAGAAAGGCCCUGAACUAGAUCAACUUAAUAUUAUUUCAGUUAUCCUUUUUUGUUUUAAUCUUACAGAGUGAGAGUGUAUUGUUUAUGUGUUUUAAGUUCCUGAUGCUAUACAAAGAGAAACAAAUACCUAGUAGAAUCUGGGUGAUGAUAUAAAACUUUUAAAAAGUGUUUAUUUUUUAUGAAUAAACAAGUUUCUGAGAUUCUAUGACUCACAGUAGUUUGAUAUUUUAAAAUCAUUGUCAAGGCCAUACUUGAAAACUGAUUUCAAAUUUAGACAGAUUCUUAGGUAUAUUGAUUAAUCAAAGAUACAGUAUAGAUUGGUAUUAUCUUUGAUAUUACAGAUUUAUAUAACAAAGGGAGUAUGAAGAUAUAUCUGGGACAUUUAAUGUUUUUUUUUGUAUGUAGCCAAAAUACAUCUUUACCAUGGCACAAUGCAAUAACAAAAUACAUGUCAAAAUUUACUCAACAUUAAAUUUUAACUUUAUGAUAAUUGUGGAAAGCAUGAAAAUUUUUAAGUAAAUUUUUAUUGCCACUAAAAAUGGUAGCAGUAAAUGAAAGAAGUAUUUGACUCAAAGUUGAAUUAAUAUUCAUGCAAAAUAUUAUGAUCACCUGUACUGAUUCUCACCACGCAUAGAAUGAAACAUGAUAAAAUUCUUAGCAUUUCCUUUUUAUUAAGAGCUUAGACCAGAACUGAUUCUUCAGUGUCAUCUUUUUUAUUAUGGGAUAUAAAAUUAGGUGCAAUAGUUACUUUUAUUAUAACAUUAUGAAGGAAGUAUGCUAAGCUGCCGGACACGAUAAAAUCCACGGAAACAUCCAGAUAUCAAGCUUUAUGAUAACGUCAGAUAAUCAGAUAAUAAAACCCUUUAAUUUUACCCAGCAUUUUCAGAACCAUCCUUAUUAUUCUAUAUAAAUCAAGAUGGAAUUCAGAAUUCAUAGGUGGAACAGAAAGAAAAUGGUGAAUAAUACAGUGUCCUCAAAAUUGUUUUAUAUGUUCAUUUCUUAUUAGCAGCAUGUGGAAAUGAGCUGAACCAAACUGACCAUUUAUGUUUAGAGAAAAUAGUUUGAAUAAUGUUUAGCUAAAGAUAGUGGGUUUGAAUAGCUACAGUAUUAUUUUCCUCUGUACUUGGAAACAUAAACACCACACCGUGUAAUAGAAGGGAGGUUUUCCACCGAUGUCCAUUCAAGUACCGUCAUGUCAGUAACAUAGGUAUGAACACUUUACAAAAGCCCAAGACUGGAAAUACGACAAUUUAGGAAAAUAUUAAAAGUGGAUGAGAAGUGAUAAGUCAUAGAAAAUCCUUAGGCAUUCAUAUGCUCAUUUACUUAGGAAAGAGUGUGAAUACUAAACAAAAUGUUCAGAGAGAAAACUUGCAAGUAAAACAGAAAUGUGUGAGUUGAGAGAACAUUUCUAUUUCUAUCAUAUUAACAUAAAAAUUGAAAGAGUGUAAUUGGGGAUAUUUUCAGGGAUGAUUCCGUAAAGGAUUAUUCCCUGUAUUUAAAAGAUUGUGCUAUAUCUAAUCUUGGUUGAAGAAUUGGAAAGUACAAAAAGCAGCAGAUAAAUCAAUCCAUGGAAAAUAGAUGAGAAAAACAGAAAUAGGGUUUUCUGAGGCUCAAGUAGGUUCUAUCAUGGGUGAAAGCCUUACGAACAGCUUAUCAAUUUGGACGAACACUUUAAAAAAAUGCACACGUUUGAGUCCAGUGGCACUAAGCAGGUGUGUUAAACUCGGCUUCGUUGACGAUGAGAUUGUUAACUCUAAGUACAUAGGAAAAGAACAUGCAUGGUUGCAUAUCGAUUUGCUAGUCUUAAAUAAUAUCAGAAAAUACUAUCUGAUUCUUGUACAGAAGUUGCAGUUAACCUAGAAAUUGUGUUCGGUCACAUUUCAAUCACACUUGACCUUUUUACGGUCACCUGGGUGUUGCAAGAACACAGCUGUAUUCUGACCUAAAGUCGUGGCGUUCAGAUCUCACUUUUGUAAGUUUUCAUAAAGGCUAAAUCAGUGCAGAUAUUUAUGAAAAUAGUACAGCUUCGCACUAACACUUGCAGUGCUUAAAUACCUCCCUCCGUUAACUCACAGGUUUAUGUGUAAGUCCGGGAUUACUCAUGGUUGAAACAAGAAAAUAUUUAAAGGCCUUUCAGUGAUCAUAGGCGUUCACACCCCAUCCGUGCUUGAGCCUGCAGAUCCGAGGAUGACUUGGUGCGCUUUUGUUUAAGUAACGGUGUGAACUCCGUCGAACUGUCUGCUCUUGGCCCGGCUGAGUUGGUCAUCUGUAAAAUAAGGCCCAGUUCAGCUAUUGCACAUGGCUGUUGGGGCCGACGAGCAGUCCCUGACCCACGGAAGAACCGCGUCGUUGUGGGAGCUGAUGCCAUGCGGCUGACCUCGCAGACCCCUUUCCCUUCCAGGGCUGAGGGCUCUGCGCGGCUUCACAGCGUGUUUGUGAUCUGAGUCCACUUUCUCACCCCGCCUGGAAGCCGGGUGUUCCUCUGUCCCUGCUCAUGUCUUCCAGUCUCGUGUUCUAGGCCCGCAACACUCUGCUCCUCGGACAUUUCGCUUUUGCAUUUCCUCGCUUCAUUCAGGUCUGUGAUGGACUGUGAUUUCCUUAGAAAGGCCUACUGGCCAUCGUCUUCCACGGUGGCCCUCACUCCUCCUUGCUUUUAUUCAAAUCACUUAGCCACCUGGUAUUACAAUAUAUACAUACUUUUUUUUUUUUUAACUUGUUAUGUCUUUAUCUCUUCUUAGAAUGUAAGCCGUAAUGGGCAAGGAAUUCUCUGUCUUGUUCAUUUGUUCUUGUCUAAAAUUGUUUGUAGCCCAUAGUAAGUGGACCAAUAAAUA
Lutra lutra (Eurasian river otter) is the source of this 5753-nucleotide messenger RNA. RefSeq names its product cadherin 19 (gene CDH19). NCBI's taxonomy places the organism in Eukaryota, Metazoa, Chordata, Mammalia, Carnivora, Mustelidae. The record is from RefSeq and is a predicted model, not a curated record. Gene Ontology annotation, cellular component: plasma membrane; catenin complex; adherens junction. Gene Ontology annotation, molecular function: cadherin binding; calcium ion binding. The transcript is spliced from 13 exons. Bases 253 to 2604 code for a protein of 783 amino acids. Gene Ontology annotation, biological process: homophilic cell-cell adhesion; cell morphogenesis; cell-cell junction assembly.